CUAUGCGUCAUAGCCAUACUUUCGUCGCAGGAUAAUCGUAUUUGCUUUCCUUCUUUACCUGCUAUACAUGCAUCAAGUGAUUGAGCGUAGAAAUUCCGACAUGAACGCUCGUUAUCUAGAUACAACGAUAUGAAUGUUCUAAUAUACGAUGGACCUGGUACAUCACCGACGAGUGUCAGACGUUUACAGCAAGAAAUGGUGACAAAUUUAGUCGAUAAAUACUCAAUACAGCUCGUUAGUCCUGAAAUACUAGCGAACGAACCAUGGGAAGAGCACACCCGGGCUAUAGUCAUACCAGGAGGUCGUGAUUUACCUUAUUUGCAAUGCCUGAAUGGAAAAGCUAUGCGCAAGAUUAAAGAAUACGUCAAUAACGGUGGUAAAUACUUCGGCGUAUGUGCAGGAGCAUAUUUCGCAUGCAGAUCUAUCGAAUUCGCAAAAAAUGAUCCACAAUUGGCUAUAAUAGGUGACCGACCACUCAAAUUCGUAGAUGGCGUCGCUGUUGGUCCUACAUUCGACGGAUUCGAGUAUAACUCUGAAAACGGUGCUCAUUUGGUACAACUAAAUUACAACGAUGGUAGUAGUGGAGGAUGUUAUCUAAAUGGAGGCUGUUCCUUUAAUGUAGACCCUGCAAAAGGUGAAGUGUUGGCGAGGUAUGCCCACGAUGGUUCUAUUGCCGCUUAUCACAUUGGAGAUGUCGUCGUUACCGGUCUGCAUCCCGAGUUUAGCAUUAGAGCUCUGCCAGCCUCUAUGCUGGUUGUAAAUGAGGAUCCGAAAUCUGUUGCUAAGAUGGAACAGGCACGCAUCAACCAUUUUCGUAAGCUUUUAGGCGCUCUCAAGCUUGAGUUGAGUCCUAUUGAGGAAAGCAAGCCAAAAGGACUCCUCCCUUUGGUGCUCACAUCUAGCAAUGCGGCUACUUUGACCACUUUCGUUGAAGAUCUCACAGAUAAGGCCGAUAUUAGUGAGGAACCCAAGCCGUUCAACAAUGAAAGCGGGAACGAUUCCAUUGUUUUGCAUUCCAGCGGUGGAUAUACCUUGCGUGCUGAGUGUGAUAGGAUCGCACACGCUCAUCAAGACCCUGACAUUGAUUUCAAUAAAAUUACCAAACACAUUUACGUGUUUGAUCAAGCAAAUGGUAUACCAACCUCUAAGUUCAACAUCGCUGCAUAUCUAUCUGAAUUGCGCUCGGAAUAUGUUGGUCGUUUAUUACUUUAUGGCGAAGCUGUGACGAGCACACAGACUAUGCUAGAUAAGAAUACACAACUUCUUAAGAAAUGUCCUGAUGGUUUACUUGCUCUGGCGUCUCACCAGCUGGCUGGAAGGGGCAGGGGCAAGAAUGCUUGGGUGAGCAGCUCAGGAUGUUUGCAAUUCAGUCUAGUCUUGCGUCUCGAUGCUAGUAAAGCUGCCUAUGUAGUUUUUGUACAGUACUUAGUCGGUUUGGCUAUCAUACAGGCACUCAAAUCGCACACUAAGGACUUGGAUAUCAGUCUUAAGUGGCCUAAUGAUAUUUACGCUCGCAAGGAUGGAAAGCUCCUCAAAAUAGGUGGUAUACUUAUCAACUCACAGUUUAUUGAUGGCCAGUUUGUUCUUGUUGUGGGCGCUGGUGUCAAUAUCAACAACAGUCAUCCAACGACAUGCAUUAAUGACCUUCUUAAGGAUAAGAUAAGCAUUGAAACUGCUAUGGCAUUGAUUGCUGGUCGAUUAGAGAAGAUGUGGAGUGUGUUCAGCCGUACUGGCUUUGGAGAGUAUCUUGAUGAUUACUAUGAAGCAUGGCUGCCAGCGAUCAAGAAAUAACUAUCGAAGAUACGAAACAAAUGGUCAGAGUGGCUGGUAUCACACUCGACCACGGCUAUUUGCGUACAUACCCUGAUAUGCGUUGCAAGAGAACACCUCGUGAUCAACUUUACCAACCAGUGGAUCUGCAACCAGAUGGAAACU
Wallemia mellicola CBS 633.66 is the source of this 1935-nucleotide messenger RNA. Its product is annotated as class II aaRS and biotin synthetase. The transcript has 4 exons. The coding region runs from base 130 to 1791 and encodes 553 amino acids. Lineage: Eukaryota; Fungi; Basidiomycota; Wallemiomycetes; Wallemiales; Wallemiaceae. Gene Ontology annotation, biological process: protein modification process. Gene Ontology annotation, cellular component: cytoplasm. The record is from RefSeq and is a predicted model, not a curated record. Gene Ontology annotation, molecular function: biotin--[biotin carboxyl-carrier protein] ligase activity.